This is a messenger RNA of Sphaerodactylus townsendi, 1578 nucleotides long. It is a transcript of the gene METTL22, whose product is annotated as methyltransferase 22, Kin17 lysine. The transcript is spliced from 13 exons. NCBI's taxonomy places the organism in Eukaryota, Metazoa, Chordata, Lepidosauria, Squamata, Sphaerodactylidae. Gene Ontology annotation, biological process: protein methylation. Bases 145 to 1440 code for a protein of 431 amino acids. The record is from RefSeq and is a predicted model, not a curated record. Gene Ontology annotation, molecular function: protein methyltransferase activity. Gene Ontology annotation, cellular component: nucleus.
AGGGGAGGUGAGAGGCGAGGCGCCUUUGCAGUCCCCUCAGAGGCUUGGCACGAUGGAGAUGCCAUUUCUAUCCCAUAAUAACAUUUCCUCAAGGCUUGUAACGUUUCCCCUUUUGGCUCCCUUGAAGGGCUAGGACUAGAUCUCAUGAAAGACAACAUAAUAAUUACGGAAGAUAGAAGAAUUCCAAAACAGAGAGAAUUGAUCAUAUGCUUCUGUCUCCGGCACGCCACGGCAGGUGCGGGAGAGAGAGAGGCUAUGGAUGAGAUGACAUUUCGGAGCGACACUGUGCUGUCUGACGUCCAUAUGCACAUUCCCAGCAAAAGGCAUUUUAUGGUGAGACUGAACACAGUCGGCCAGCCAGUGUUUCUCUCGCAAUUCAGUCUCCUCUUGGAAGGAAGUCAUAGCAAUCUUGAGAAAAAAGAAAAAGACUUUAAAGAAGAAAACAUUAAGUGCCACCAUACAGAUGGAGAAGAAUUGGAAGAGGAAGGGAAUCCUUGUGACCCUGGCGAGGAAGGAAAGGCUUCGGAAGGGAUCGAAGCACUGCUGGACGAAGAUGGCGAUUUGGAGGUUGUGAGAAAGGCCCAGUUGCCUGGCGAAGAAGCUGAGGACCUUUCCAGGGACAAGGUGUGUCCCAUCAUUUUGACGAAAGGCAGAGAUGUCCUGGAAGAGGAAGAGCACGAAAGCGACAGCCGUGACGUUAUUAAAAUAGAGCACACGAUGGCCACCCCUUUAGAAGAUGUUGGCAAGCAGGUCUGGAGAGGUGCGUUCCUGCUCGUGGACUAUAUCCUCUCAGAGCAAGACCUGUUCAAAGACUGCACCGUUCUCGAACUGGGGGGAGGCACCGGGAUCGUCAGCAUUGCUGCAGCAACGGCUGCCAAGACUGUUUACUGCACAGAUGUCGGCGAAGAUCUUCUGGACACGUGUGAACGCAACAUAGCUUUGAACAAGCACAUCACCGAGUCAGCUGGAGGACAAGUUAACGUCAGGGUGCUGGACUGGCUGAAAGAUGAAUUCUGCACCGAUCCUGAUAGCCCCUACAGCUGGUCUGAGCAAGAGAUUGCUGAGCUGCACAACUUCACCACUGUGAUUUUGGCCGCUGACGUAUUUUAUGACGACGAUCUAACCAAUGCUUUCUUCAGUACACUGUACCGCAUCACACACAACUUGAAUAACCCCUGUGUGGUGUACCUUUCCAUAGAAAAGAGGCUGAACUUCACCUUAAGACACAUGGAAGUUGCAUGUGAAGCAUACAGCCACUUUCGAAAUACGCUGGACGGCCUGACAAACAUCAGAGAUGGCAAAAUGAGAUACACCGCCGAGCCUCUUGGCCUCUCCUUUCCCCAGCGUAUUGUUUACGAGAGAGUUGAACAGCUGGAGUUGUGGAAGAUCACUGCGGUUCAGACCUCCAAAAAGAAUAGCGCUGAGGAGUUGCAGAAGUAGACACAGGGACGUUUUUGUUGUUGGGCACAGGACAACUUCCUGGGAAGUGUUGUCCAAAAUACACCCUCUGCGUGGAACCAGGAACUGAAUUGAUCCAGGGUAUGUGCUUAACAGCCAAUUAAAUACACACGUAGCGGC